Purpureocillium lilacinum is the source of this 843-nucleotide messenger RNA. The record is from RefSeq and is a predicted model, not a curated record. NCBI's taxonomy places the organism in Eukaryota, Fungi, Ascomycota, Sordariomycetes, Hypocreales, Ophiocordycipitaceae.
AUGCCGAAUCGUCUUUGUCACUAUCCGAAAGAUGGAGCUGGCAUACUGGUGAGGGGGCCAUGUGCUGUGAAUCCGUACGACUUUGACACGUGCGCUCAAAUAUGCGUCUAUGGUGAGUUUGCCCGGUCGUGGGAAGACACUUUCUAUUCCGGACAGGGAGAUAUCGUCAACGAAGUCCAGGGCGUCUUCCCGAGAGUAUAUGUUUGUUCCGAUGGGUCCCUCUGCUGCAACGACAACCGCCAAUGUUGCGCAGAUGGCAAAGGCACAUUUCUCGACGAAAACGGCCUCGUCACAACCAAGGACGCCGUGAAGGCCUUUGUGCACGAACCAGAAAGCACGCAAUCCUUCAGCUCCAGCAAGAAGCCAGAUGGUUUCAAGGGAGGCGAUUCUGUGGACAAUCCAGAUCCUCCGGACGUUUUCCCUCCCUCUGCCUCACCCACGGCCCAAACAUACACAUGGACGACCAGGCGUUCGACGACGGCGGCGCCAACGGGAUCGUCGACAGGAUCAUCUACGGGAUCAUCGAUGCGGACGGCAAUACCAACAGAGAAUACAGGAUCGGAGAAGGACCAGGACGGACAAGGCAGUUGGACGUUCAAGGUCGGUGUCGGGGCGGGAGUUCCCCUCGCUUGCUGCAUAUUGGGGUUUGGCGUGUUUUUGUUCCUCAACAGGAGAGGCACGGAAAGAGAUGCUGCUGUUGCGGAGCUGCCAGCUGUGGAAGUGAGGUUACUGGCUCCUCCUCCGUCUUACCCAGAGUCCAAGGCCUUGAAACCCAAGACUGUACCCGACGUGGAUGUUUCUGAGCUCGAGGCGAGCCCCCUUCGAGAGCAUGGGUUUUUUUGA